GGACUUGUCUCGUGCUCUGGGCCAGCAACAUUUUGCACUCUGCGACGACUUUCUCGGUCAUGGUAGCGCCAUACAGCUCUACGACGCGGUCGCGCAACUACACGCGGCCCGAGACGGUCUCUGCUUUGAGCGCGGCGCACUUGCCGGUGGUAAAACGGGGCGCAAUCUUCGAUAUGAAAUGGCAUCGGUGCGCGGCGACGACGUGCUCUGGCUCGACGGCACCGAGCCCGCGUGUCCGCCUGCGAUUGUGACGACGCUCCGUCAGCUGGAUCGCCUUAUUCUGGAGCGCCUCGCUGGUGUCAACUCGGAACUGCGUUCGUGUGCGCUGCAGCGACAGCGCGUCAUGCUGACAUGCUACCCCGGCCACGGCGCGGCGUACGUCAAGCAUUGCGACAACCCGAACCGCAACGGCCGCAAGCUGACGGCGAUCCUGUACUUGAACCCUCUUUGGGACGAACGCGAUGGCGGACAGCUUGUGCUGCACCGGACGCCAAUAACACGCAUUAGCCCAGUUCUAGACCGGCUUUUACUUUUCUUUUCCGACACGCGGGUGCCGCACGAAGUACUGCCGUCGCACGCGAAACGGUAUGCACUCACCGUGUGGUACAUGGACUGGGACGAGUUCAUGGAGGCGCAGGUCUUUACGGACACGACCAGCGAGACGCACGAGCGACGCCACAUCGAGGCUGAAAUUGAAAAAUUCCACGCCAAAGCUUCGUAACCUGCAGCUACUAAAAGAAUUCUUGG
Saprolegnia parasitica CBS 223.65 is the source of this 747-nucleotide messenger RNA. RefSeq lists its product as hypothetical. NCBI's taxonomy places the organism in Eukaryota, Oomycota, Saprolegniomycetes, Saprolegniales, Saprolegniaceae. Gene Ontology annotation, molecular function: ferrous iron binding; peptidyl-proline dioxygenase activity; L-ascorbic acid binding. The record is from RefSeq and is a predicted model, not a curated record. Gene Ontology annotation, biological process: cellular response to hypoxia. The transcript has 4 exons. Bases 179 to 721 code for a protein of 180 amino acids.